UGCAGACUGCUACUACAAACAUUUGUGAAAGACUGUGCAAUAAGUCCAUCUGUGAAAUUGCUAUUAAAUAUUCCAUGGUCAACUGUUAGUGGUAUUAUAACAAUGUGGAAGCAAAUGGGAACAACAGCAACUCAGACACGAAGUGGUAGGCCACAUAAAAUGAGAGAGCGGCGUCAGCACAUGCUGAAGCGCACAUUCUGCAGAAGUCGCUGACUGUCUGCAGAGUCAAUAGCUAAAGACCUCCAAACUUCAUGUGGCCUUCAGAUUAGCACAACAGUGCGGAGAGAGCUUCAUGGAAUGGGUUUCCAUGGCCGAACAGCUGCAUCCAAGCCUUACAUCACCAAGUGAAAUGCAAAGCAUCAGAUGCAGUGGUGUAAAGCGUGCCGCCACUGGACUCUAG
Staurois parvus is the source of this 400-nucleotide messenger RNA. NCBI's taxonomy places the organism in Eukaryota, Metazoa, Chordata, Amphibia, Anura, Ranidae. The record is from the annotation of a GenBank genome assembly.